This is a messenger RNA of Amoebophrya sp. A120, 3152 nucleotides long. The record is from the annotation of a GenBank genome assembly. Lineage: Eukaryota; Dinophyceae; Syndiniales; Amoebophryaceae.
GCUCAAAUCACUUUUGAUCCACGAUUUCGUGUCGUACCCACAUUAUACGGUGAGAUCAACGACGAGGGUUUUAUGCUGAUAAAAAUGCGCGAUCAAGAACAAAUGCGGAUCAGAUUUUACCUUUAUUUCACCUGUUCAGAAAAGUUCUGCUUGAAGACGAAAGUUCGUUCCAUCGGUCGUCUCUCCGAGGGUCAGUCAAUUGUUUUCAUACGGCUCUGUAUUUUGCUCUUACAUUCAACACAGACCACAUAAGUACUAGCGACACUUUUCUCUUAGACCUGUACUCUCCAUUUUUAGCUUCACCCGAUUUUCAAACCCACACCUCGUAUACUAUCACUUUACGACGCGUCUCUCUUUUCGUCACAGAUUUUUGUCCCCAAAGUACUAACCUAUACGACUUCCUUAUUCAGCCAUUCGCUUGACUAGCUUUUUGAUCCGCCGUCGUCCUGCAGUACGUCGUAGCAUGAGCAACGCGCUGCGUCUGAACGUGGAUUACCUGCGUCAAAUUGGACUAGCUGUCGCCAUGCCGGAGAACGGAGUGAGCAACGGAACCGCGGCCGCCGCCGCGCCGGUCAACAAACCCGCAACGGGGUCGGGUGAAGCGGGCGCCAAGAAAAAGGGAAAGAAAAACGAGAAAAAACAAAUGAUCGACCUCGCACCCCCGCAUGGCACAAGAGACUUUUUCCCCGAAGAAAUGAGAGCAGAACAAUGGUAUUGACGUAAUAUUGAAUGAACAUAAAAAUACUUGUAGUACUGACUUUAGUCGAACAACGCACUGCAGCUGACGCAAGUCAUCGUCUGCUUGAUCAGAUGCAGAAGUUAGUUUUGCUUUGCUGGUUUUGGUGAAAGGAUGUGAUCGUCAAUAUGUAUAACCACAUUUCCCAGGUUGUUCGACAAGUUUUCUGGCACCGCGAGACGGUUUGGUUUUGAGAAAUACGACGCACCGGUCCUGGAGAACGUUGCACUGUACGAAAGAAAAGCCGGGGAGGAGAUCACGGAGCAGAUGUACAAUUUCAUCGACAAGGACGGCGCGAGCGUGACCCUGCGACCCGAGAUGACGCCCAGUUUGGCCCGGAUGGUGCUCAACCUGAUGCGCGAGGAGACGGGCCAGAUGGCCACCAUGCUGCCGCUCAAGUGGUACAGCAUCCCCCAGUGCUGGCGCUUUGAAACCACGCAGAGGGGCAGGAAAAGAGAACACUACCAGUGGAACAUGGACGUAUAAGACUUCUGCAUUUUAUGCUAACAUAGUAGUUGUCAUGGCUAGAACAUCAAGAGUCCUCGUAGAGACAACUUUGUCCAAAGGUACUAAAUGCUUAAUACACACUUCGGUUAUUUAAUCCUAACAGCCGUAAUCUGGGUCAUCAGAAUGAAUCGAAACGCCUUUGAGUUUUUGAAUCCCUUCACUGAACAAUAAACAGAUGAUCGGCGUGGACAAUAUUACCUCUGAAGCCGAGCUGCUCGCGUCCGUGGUGGAUUUCUUUGAGUCUGUUGGUCUCACCGCCGCCGACAUCAAGAUCAAGGUGAACAGCCGGAAGGUUUUGGGUUUCGUCCUGGCCAAGGCCGGCGUGUCGGACGAGCAGUUCGCCGCGGCCACGGUGAUUAUCGACAAGCAGGACAAAAUUGGCGCGGAGGAGUGCAAGAAGCAGCUGAACGAACAGCUGAAUCUUCCCAUGGACACAUGUAACAAGAUCGUGGACGCAACGGCCGCGGAGACCCUGCAGAAGUUCGCGGAAGUCGCCGAGGCAACGGACAGUGAGGAAGUACAAGAACUGCAGCAGCUCUUCGAUCUCGCGAAGGACUACGGCUACGGGGACUGGUAUAGUGUCUUAAGGAUGAUGCGGCAAAAUAGCAGCAGAGUUGCAUGUUUAAAACUUUGUCAACAUUCUAUAGUUUUUUGAACAUUGAACUUGAAGAAAGACAAGUGAGCCGUCGUGAGAAACGAAAAUUGACGUUGCUGAUGAAAAGUAUAAUUUUAGAUUGUUCCAUCGAAUCACCCCUACAACAGGCUGGUAUUCGACGCUUCUGUUGUCCGGGGUCUGGCGUAUUACACGGGUAUCGUUUUCGAAGCCAACGACCGCAAGGGGGAGUUCCGCGCAAUCUGCGGCGGCGGCAGGUACGACAAGCUGCUUUCCCUGUACGGGGCGAGUAAGCCGAUCUCCAUGUGCGGUUUCGGCUUUGGGGACUGCGUGAUCAUGGAGCUUUUGAAGGAGAAAAAGCUGCUGCCGGAAUUUAAGCAGAACGCCGACUACUUGGUAGGGUUUUUUGGGUUGGUCAUGCCCCUUACGCAUUUUGUGUAGUUCAGGCUCAGGAGCUUCAUUUUUUGCAUGCGGGAGGAACGAUUUGCGAUGACACUGCAGGGAAAUAAGCGAAAGCAAGAUUUAUUGCGAGUCAAAGUUCCGAAGUGGUGAUGAAAUCCACGCAUCUAGUACUAAAAUUUUUCGUUUUAUCACUACCAAUGGCAAACUCCCCCCCGGUGGCCGGGCACUGCUAAAACGGGCGGUGAAACGUCACUGGGGGUGCAGAAGUGGUCUAACCACUUCUGCAGAAGCAUUUACCUUCUGAGAAUUGCACUACAGUAUGUGGGAGGCUUUUACCGCUCACCUUAAGAAGCGCACACGUCAUUCAUUUUAUCACUACAAACAGGUCUGCGCCUUCAACAAGGACAUGCUAGGUCCCGCGAUGAAGGUGGCCCGUGAGCUGCGAAAAACCGACAAAACCGUGGUGUUCUACCAGCAGGUCGCGAAAAAGAUCGCGAAUGCGUUCAACUACGCCGACCGCAUUGGGGCGCGGUACGUCGCGCUUGUGGCUCCGGACGAGUACCAAAACGGCUUGGUCAGGAUUAAGGACCUGCGCGAGGAGGACGUGGACAAAAAGCAGAAGGACGUACCCAUCGAAGAGUUGAAAAACUUGUGAUGGACAUUUGUACUUCUAUCCUCUGAAAAUAAUAGUACAGUGUCCCCCGAAACAAGUACAUACUGAAUUUGAAGCUGCAUUUAUUGCGGUUUUUCUCUUUCCUUUCGCGCGUCGUGUUUGCUGCUUCGAAGUAUUUCACCUGAGCGAAUUCGCUUGCCAUGGCGAAGCGAAACGCUCACUGUGAUCGAUUUUCAACGCAAAAAAAAGAAACGCAAAGACCGUAAAAAAAAGAACGAAAU